Messenger RNA from Exophiala spinifera, 1503 nucleotides. RefSeq lists its product as uncharacterized. The coding region runs from base 1 to 1503 and encodes 500 amino acids. Lineage: Eukaryota; Fungi; Ascomycota; Eurotiomycetes; Chaetothyriales; Herpotrichiellaceae. The record is from RefSeq and is a predicted model, not a curated record. The transcript has a single exon.
AUGUCCAACUACCAGGAUCCCGAGCAAGUCUACGAUUUAGAGAGAGACUUUCUCGCGCCUGCUAGGAGCCCUGGGCUGAAGCCUGUAAACAUCAACUACAAGCCGGUCGUCACUCCUCCACCACUUGUGCCCAACUACCCGUCUUCGGAUUCCUCGGACGAAGACGAAGCUUGUGAGGACGGUCCUUCUGGGCGUCAGAGGACAAGCCGAAAAAGUCGGACUGACCCAUCCUUGAGCGAUGGUACACUGAUACGUUCACUAGAUCCAAACCAGGUCGAGCUCGCAAGAUUCGCCGAGAAACAUGCACUUGCCUCUGGCUCCGAGGAGGAGGAAGAGGAGGAGGGCAAUCAGGCCGAAACGGGAGAAACCCGAAUGAUGAUUCAACACAUUGCCGCCCAGAAUAAUGCGUCGGCGCGGGCUAAUAUCGCAGAGGAAUGCCUGCUCAACGACAAUGAUGGAGACUUCCCUAUGAUCGACUCCCCCAGAGGUGUGCACGAUGGUGGACAGGCCCUUCACCCCCCUGUGUCUCGGGAUACCUACGGCUGCGAUGGACUGCCCCAAACGCAGCAGGGCUUGACACCAAGAAAACAUGAGAAGCAGCCCGAGAGAGGCGAGAUCACGAUACAGUACAGACCGGCUCCUCCGUUGGCAAAGGAACUGUUGCCGCUGGACCAUGGAAAUCCCUAUCGUGAUCGUCAUGAUUCCCUCAUCACAUCACCGGCUUUGGGAAAAUACGCCAUGACCCCUCGGUUUCCAGAUCCCGAUGUGAUCUUGCCUGCCAUCCAAAAGUCUCCCCCCCGAUUUUCUCCCGCGUCGUCGCCACAACACACGCAAACACUUCCUCCGCUGAGAACGCACCUGGGCGGUUAUGAAGCGAAUUCGCCAGGGUUCACUGGUGUGUCACCCCUUAUGGGUCGCCCAUCCCCCGGUCUUAUGCUAUCUCUUGGUCCGUCUCCUCCGUUUCACCCGCCCAUGCAUGCUUCAGCCAUGUCCCCUCCAGCUAUACCUGUGCAAUUUUCAUCAUGGCGGUCAACAACACGAGACAGCUCAAUAUCCGGCUCCUCGGAGCCUACACCUCCCAGCUCUGGAGCAGCGUCUACUCCAACUUCCUCGAUAGUUAUGGUCCAAUCACCGGCAGCGGUGAUGAGCGUACAGAAUUUGGCUCCGAUCCAAAAUGGCAAACGUUCUUCGGUGUCGGAUACCCACCCGAUAGAUUCGUCUGCCAGGACUGCAUCCGAUGCGCAGCCUACAUCUGAAGAAGAGGAGGAGGAUGGGGAGAGAAAGCUAUCGAAUGAUCUCCCGGCAAUGAGUCAACUGACGGCAGACGGUUCGUAUCAAUGUCUGUACCCAGGUUGCACUGCUUCCCCGUUCCACACGCAAUACCUACUCAACAGUCACAUGAAUGUGCAUUCGGAAACCAGGACGCAUUUCUGUCACGUUGCGGGUUGCCCACAUGGUCCCGGGGGUAAGGGUUUCAAGAGGAAGAACGAGAUGAUUCGGUAA